CAAUUGAAUCCUCCAUUAAUUCGAAGGAUCUCAAGUCACGAACAUGAACUUACUCCUGUGUUUCGUGAUCGUUGGCUUGGCUCAAGGUGCCGAAAUCGAAUUGGAUAACGGCGUCCUGGUUCUAACCCAAGGCAACUUUGAUGAUGCCAUCAAAGAAAACGAGCUCAUUUUGGUGGAGUUUUACGCUCCUUGGUGUGGCCAUUGCAAGUCUUUAGCGCCAGAAUAUGAAAAGGCUGCAAAGUCGUUGAGCGAGUCGGAAUCGCCAAUUAAAUUGGCGAAAGUGGACGCAACAAUCGAAAAGGAACUGGGCACGAGAUUUGGCGUUCAAGGUUAUCCCACGUUAAAGUUCUUCAAAAAUGGAUCACCCAAAGAUUUCAAUGGACCACGUGAUGCUGAGGGUAUCGUUUCUUGGCUCAAUAAGAAAAUGGGACCUCCAGCCAAGGAAAUCACCACAGUGGAGGAGGCCAAAGCUGUCACUGACAAAAAUAAUAUAGUUGUCAUUGGUUUCUUCAAGAAACAAGAGGCUGAAGAAGCCAAAGAGUUCCUCAAAACAGCUGAUGAUGAUGAUGAAACGACGUAUCUCAUCACAUCGGAAACAAAAGUUUGGGAUGAUUACAAGGUCAAAAAGGAUUCGAUUGUGAUUAUCAAGAAAUUUGAUGAAGGAAAAACCACUUAUGAGGGAAAGAUCAAGUCAGAGGACAUCAAAAAAUGGGUGGCUGUUGAAUCUUUACCUCUGAUCAGUGAAUUUGUCCAAGACCAGCUUAAUAAGAUCUUUGGAUCUGAAAUCAAGGUCCAUCUUUUAUUGUUGUCGCCAAAGACUGGAGAGAAUUACGAGGCCCAAAUGGCAGCCAUGAAGCCUGUGGCCAAAGCCAAUAAGGGCAAAAUCAUCUUUGUCCAUGUUGAUUCCGAGAACAAUGAAACGGCACAAGUUUUGGAGUUCUUUGGCCUCAAAAAAGAUGAUCUUCCCAAAUACGUCAUUUUAGAGUUGGAGAAGAACGCCAAAUACGUGUCUGAUAAUACAAACGUUGUCGAGAAAGAAAUUGCACAAUUUGUGUCUGAUUUCUUUGCCAACAAACUCGUUAAGACACUGAAGAGUGCCGAAAUCCCCGAAGAUUGGGACAAAGAGGCAGUCAAGGUCUUGGUUGGCAAGAACUUUAAAGAUGUUGCUUUGGAUAAAUCCAAGAACGUGUUCGUUGAAUUCUAUGCUCCUUGGUGUGGUCACUGCAAGUCUUUAGCCCCGAUUUGGGAUAAGUUGGGAGAACAUUUCAAAGACAGCAAAGAUGUCAUCAUUGCCAAAAUGGAUUCCAUCGACAAUGAGGUUGAAGAGGCUGAAGUUCAAGGUUUCCCCACCCUCAAGCUGUUCAAGAAAGAUACCAACGAAAUUGUGGACUAUGCAGGAAAGCGUGAAUUGGACGAUUUGGUGAAGUUCAUCGAAUCUGGUGGUGAGCAAACGACAGAAACGCCUCCACUUGAAGAGGGUGAACAAGAGAUUGACGACGAGGAAGAAAAGGAGGAGGAAGAGGAAGAGGAGGACGAGAACAAAAAAGAUGAAUUAUAAUGGAGAAAUUAUAAUUAUUCAUUCGUUCA
Molecule: messenger RNA, 1587 nt
Organism: Tigriopus californicus
Lineage: Eukaryota; Metazoa; Arthropoda; Copepoda; Harpacticoida; Harpacticidae
Product: protein disulfide-isomerase-like
Exons: 7
Coding region: 44-1558 (504 amino acids)
Biological process (GO): protein folding; response to endoplasmic reticulum stress
Cellular component (GO): endoplasmic reticulum
Molecular function (GO): protein disulfide isomerase activity
Source: RefSeq, a predicted model, not a curated record